Messenger RNA from Brassica oleracea var. oleracea, 1395 nucleotides. RefSeq names its product S-adenosylmethionine decarboxylase proenzyme 3. Lineage: Eukaryota; Viridiplantae; Streptophyta; Magnoliopsida; Brassicales; Brassicaceae. The record is from RefSeq and is a predicted model, not a curated record. Bases 119 to 1222 code for a protein of 367 amino acids. Gene Ontology annotation, molecular function: adenosylmethionine decarboxylase activity. Gene Ontology annotation, biological process: spermidine biosynthetic process; spermine biosynthetic process. The transcript has a single exon. Gene Ontology annotation, cellular component: cytosol.
CGAGUCCUCCUGCUAUAGUUAUAGCUUUUUUAUAAUUUCCAGUUUAUAAUUUACUUUCUUCUUCUAAGCUCCGUUUCUGCUUGGUUCCCUACUCCCAUCGUUCUCUCCUCCUACUACAAUGGCCUUAUCUGCAAUCGGUUUCGAAGGCUACGAGAAGCGCCUCGAGGUCUCUUUCUUCGAGCCUAGCUUCUUCCAAGACUCCAAGGGACUUGGUCUCCGUGCUCUGACCAGGUCCCAGCUUGACGAGAUACUCACUCCUGCUGCUUGCGAGAUCGUUUCCUCUCUCUCCAACGAUCAUUUGGACUCUUACGUCCUCUCUGAGUCCAGCUUCUUUGUCUACCCUUACAAAGUCAUCAUCAAGACUUGUGGCACCACCAAGCUCCUCCUCUCCAUCCCGCCGCUUCUUAAGCUGGCCGGUGAGCUUUCCCUGAAUGUCAUGUCUGUCAAGUACACUCGCGGCUCCUUCCUCUGCCCUGGAGGCCAGCCUUUUCCUCACAGGAGCUUCUCUGAAGAAGUCUCUGUUCUCGAUGGUCACUUUACUAAGCUGGGCUUGAACAGCGUUGCCUACUUGAUGGGUAAUGAUGAUGAGACUAAGAAAUGGCAUGUCUAUGCUGCCUCUGCUCAGACCUCCAGCGACUGCAACAGCAAUGUCUACACGCUCGAGAUGUGCAUGACUGGUCUUGACAAGGAGAAAGCCUCUGUCUUCUACAAGAAUGAAACUGGUGGGGAGAAUGGAUCAAUGACCGACAACUCUGGAAUCAGAAAGAUCCUCCCCAAGUCCCAGAUCUGCGACUUUGAGUUCGAGCCCUGUGGCUACUCUAUGAACUCCGUUGAAGGAGAUGCGAUCUCCACUAUCCACGUGACCCCUGAGGAUGGGUUUAGCUACGCUAGCUUCGAAGCUGUGGGUUAUGACUUCAACACUCUCGACCUGAGCCAGCUUGUGACGAGGGUUCUGUCUUGCUUUGAGCCGAAGCAAUUCUCUGUGGCUGUGCACUCGAGCGUUGGAGCGAACGCGUACAAGCCGGAGAUCAGUGUGGACUUGGAAGACUAUGGGUGCAGAGAGAGGACAUUUGAGACUCUAGGGGAAGAGAGUGGGACGGUUAUGUAUCAGACGUUUGAGAAGCUUGGCAAGUACUGUGGAUCGCCUAGAUCUACCUUGAAGUGUGAGUGGAGCAGCAACAAUAGCUGCAGCAGCGAGGACGAGAAGGACGAGGGAAUCUAGCAGAACUAUUUAUGAGCUUUCUGUUUUUAUGCAUUUUUUUUAAUAAUUGUAAUGAAUAAAAUGACUUGUGAAGUUGAGGUACUCUCCUUCACAAGCAUGUGUGCUUUGUGUUAUGUACUGUACUGUUGUUAUGUUUGGAUCUUUAAUAUAUGAGAGACCAUCUUAUCUAUUCU